UUGACGAUACGGGACGAAUCGGUAAUGAUGACGAGUGUUUCCUUCGUUCAUUCCUGAAGCUCUGAGGAUUUUUUUUUCUUAGUCCACACCUAACCAUCAUUGGGUGAGAGCACUCGAGCUAUUCAGGUACUCAGCAGAGGAGGAGGCUAUUUAUAAGCGAGCACCCUUGUGUUUGCAGCUUAUGGAGUGCUGAUUGUGUAAAUACUGAGGGCCAGCGCACACAUUGGUGUUUGGACAGUGCUUAAAGUGGAUCCGCUGCAUUUUUUUUUUUUCUUUUGGAUAGAUUUGGUUUGAGUGCUUCCUUUUUAUUACCCAAAACAAACCAAGACUGCGUGAGGAAGGGAUGGCUGCACCGACCAAGUUCAGUUUUUCCGUGAGGAGCAUCCUGGAUUUGCCUGAGCGAGAUGCGGAUGCGGCGCCGCGGUCCUCCCCGGUUUACUCCUCUUGCUCCACCAGCUCGCCCUACAACUCCUGGAUCGACUGCGAGCGGAGUCUUUACAUGUCUUCUGAUGAGGGCAAUUUCGAGGCCUCUCCUGACUCAACUAAGCCCGAUGACCCGUCCCUCGAUUCAGAGCCCGAGCAGAGCAAGAAGAGCAAGAAACGCCGCGUUUUGUUCUCCAAGGCCCAGACCCUGGAGCUGGAAAGGCGCUUCCGCCAGCAGCGCUACCUGUCUGGCCCGGAGAGGGAACAGCUGGCCCGGCUCCUAAGCUUGACUCCAACUCAGGUGAAGAUCUGGUUCCAGAACCACCGCUACAAGAUGAAGCGAGGGCGAGCAGAGGGAGCUCUACAUGACAUAGAAAUACCGCAGCCGCCGGUGCUGCGUAGAGUCGUUGUACCGAUCCUUGUCCGGGACGGGAAACCUUUUCACACGUGCUUACUUGACUCUGAGAAAUUUGGCUGUUUACCUCCCUCAUCUCAGGGUGUACGCUUCCCUUUAGCUUACACAUCUCUUCAGCAUCCCUCCCCGGUUGCUUUUCCUCCGAGGUACCACCAGCACUUUCCAGCCGCGGCGGCGGCGGCCUCCAGCCUCAUCUGGAGAGACUUUUGGAGCGAUUCGGUUCAGCUUAAUUCUUUCAAGUGAAGGUCUCGUUUCAACGCACAAACUCAUUUAGAAUGGCAUCAAAUGUUUUCUGAAUGUUUUGUAAAUGUUCGAGCAACUUAAACGUUUAGAUUUUCUCUAUAGAAUGGAUGAUACUUUGCACAUUUUAUCUGGAGACUUUACGCAUGUAUGCGAAUAUUUUAAAUGCUGUAGCCUUUAGAUUUGUAAUUAUCCGACCAGAUGUAUUUGCGUGAUUUUUUAAAGCCUCUUAAAUGUAUUAUCUGCAUAAAUUACUUGAUAAUUGAGUUCCAGUAGCUGCACUAGGCUGUAAUAGAAAAGGACUGGAGAGAAUAGGGGCAAAGCCACUGAGGUAUGGAGGGAAUAUAUGUUGUUGUUAAGGAUACUUUCGUUAAAGAUAUAACUUUCUUUUUGUGAACAAAAUUAUUAAUAAAAUUCUUCAUAUUUUGUAUGAUA
Messenger RNA from Archocentrus centrarchus (flier cichlid), 1513 nucleotides. It is a transcript of the gene nkx2-9, whose product is annotated as NK2 transcription factor related, locus 9 (Drosophila). Gene Ontology annotation, cellular component: nucleus. The transcript is spliced from 2 exons. Gene Ontology annotation, biological process: cell differentiation; regulation of transcription by RNA polymerase II. Bases 344 to 1081 code for a protein of 245 amino acids. Gene Ontology annotation, molecular function: RNA polymerase II cis-regulatory region sequence-specific DNA binding; DNA-binding transcription factor activity, RNA polymerase II-specific. The record is from RefSeq and is a predicted model, not a curated record. NCBI's taxonomy places the organism in Eukaryota, Metazoa, Chordata, Actinopteri, Cichliformes, Cichlidae.